This is a messenger RNA of Fulvia fulva, 780 nucleotides long. RefSeq lists its product as uncharacterized. The transcript has 2 exons. The record is from RefSeq and is a predicted model, not a curated record. Gene Ontology annotation, molecular function: acyltransferase activity, transferring groups other than amino-acyl groups. Lineage: Eukaryota; Fungi; Ascomycota; Dothideomycetes; Mycosphaerellales; Mycosphaerellaceae. Bases 1 to 780 code for a protein of 259 amino acids.
AUGAUCUCCUCGGAUGAAGAGUGUACCCACCGCAACACGACCGCGAGACACAGUAGCAAGAUGACCCUCAAACUCCUUCCUCUUCCACAAAACGAAUGGCAGAUGUAUACGCGCAUCUGCAAAGCAGCCUUCAUUCCGGGCAUACUCUCUGUCAUGUACCCAGAAGGCUACAGCGACGAAGCGCAGGAGCACGCCCUUGGCACACUUCUGCGCACCGCUGAAAGACAUCCAGAUCGCAUACAGAUGAUGAAAGUCGUCGACGAAGCCCUGCCCGAUGACGAUCUGUACCAGAAAGUGGUAGGCAUCAGCCAAUGGAAGAUCUUCCCGCGCGAGAGAACAGAGGAGGAGAUGAAGCAAGAGGAGGAAGUCAGCAACAGGGAAGACAAGGAGUGUGGAUCACCACCCGGUCUAUCAGAAGCAGUUGCGGACGACUUUGGGGGUGCCACAAGUGAGUAUAAGAAGAAACAUCUGGGAAAUCGGCCACACGUGCUACUGCAUAUUCUUGCAACACGGCCAGAGCAUGAGCGGCGAGGAGUGGGUGCUAUGAGCUUGGCAUGGGGCACGCAGAAGGCGGAUGAAAUGGGUCUGCCUAUGUAUCUCGAAGGCGGUCCGAAAGGCGUUGCGCUAUACAAGAAAUGGGGUUUCGAGGUCGUCGAUGUCCUCCCUUGGGACGCUCAAAAGCACGGCUACCACGAUUCGUUGAAGCAUCUAUGUAUGCUGAGGCCCGCCAGGAAGAGCAGCUGGAGCAGAAGCCACCACACACAAACAUGGCAAUCGUGA